GAGUGAGGCGCCGCCCGAGCUGCCCGGCAACGCUGCCGGCCCCGCCCCGCCCCGCCCGCCCGCCCGCCGUUUUCUCUGCCGAUGUGGAGCGGAAAGCCCGGCUCCAUUUCUGCCGGGCCGCGAGGAAAUCAGCGCCAGGGCGACGGGCAGCCAGCCAGCCCGGGAGAAGGGCGAGGGGCCGGCGGGAAGGCCACGAGGCACUUGCUCUACUUGGGACUACACCGGUUUCCUCGGUGGCUCCACUGGCUUCAGGAAACGAUGCUGUGAAUAACAAUAAACCCUCGAGCGCAAGGAGCUGCGGUCCAGGCCGCUUACCCUCGUUACCGCCAUAGUGGUCUAGGCCAUCGUUAAUGCUGGUUUAAACUCGCACGUGGCAGUUGUGUUCAAGUCUAUACAGAUACGAACUGAUGCUCGGGCUUCCUGUGAGGGUAGACGAGGAGCCCGUUCCCGCAGGCGCUGGCGGACGCGCGGCGCGGCGCGGCACGGCUCGCCGGCUGCUGCGGGACUCAGGUCGAUUUUACAUCGGCGUGAGUCAGCAAAACUCUCCGGGCCUCCCAGGGUGCUGCGUCCCUGCGGGCAGACGUACGCGUCUGGGAGAAGCAGAGGACGUCCGGCCGCAUGAACGCGUGCACGUUUUCUUUUUCCUGUGAGAAAAGGGGUCAGGAAUGAAGAGCAGAGAAGCGCUAUCCAGUCAGGCGGUGCUUAGUGCGGGAAGCACGGCUGAGGCAACAGUGGCUGCGGGCCGUCCCUCGGCUUCUGCGUGCUGGCCCCAGCCCUGCGAUGCACGCGCCUGAGAGAGCAAAACAUGCAAAUGGUUUCACAAUGGAGAAGGGUUGGGCCACGGAUCGUAGAUACUCCAGCAUCCAAAUGCAAACAUGAUGUUAGUGCAACAUUCAAAUUCAGGGAACACAUAGAGUUUCGCUAUGGGAGCUGUCGUAGUCGACGAUGGUCCAUCUGGCAUCAAAGCCCCUGAUGGGGGCUGGGGCUGGGCUGUUCUCUUUGGCUGUUUUGUCAUCACAGGAUUCUCCUAUGCCUUUCCUAAGGCAGUUAGUGUCUUCUUUAAAGAGCUAAUCCGGGAGUUUGGUGUUGGAUACAGUGAUACAGCAUGGAUCUCCUCCAUUCUACUGGCUAUGCUUUAUGGAACAGGGCCCCUGUGCAGCGUGUGUGUCAAUCGGUUUGGCUGUCGUCCCGUCAUGCUCGUUGGGGGCCUCUUUGCUUCGCUAGGGAUGAUAAUGGCUUCUUUCUGCACCAACAUUAUCCAGCUCUAUCUCACUGCAGGCGUUAUCACUGGUUUGGGUCUGGCACUCAACUUCCAGCCAUCGCUUAUCAUGUUAAAUCGAUACUUUGACAAGCGCCGGCCUUUAGCAAAUGGGCUGUCUGCUGCUGGGAGCCCUGUGUUUCUCUGUGCCCUUUCUCCUCUGGGGCAGAUACUACAACAUGAAUAUGGUUGGCGAGGGGGGUUUCUUAUACUGGGUGGGAUGCUGCUCAACUGCUGUGUUUGUGGAGCGUUAAUGAGACCUUUGGAGCCUCCCAAGAAAUCUGAAGUUACCAAAGAAAUUGUUGAGAAAAAAACAAAGAAAAAGCUCCUGGAUUUCAGUGUGUUUAAGGAUACUGGCUUUGUCAUCUACACUGUGGCUGCCUCCAUCAUGGUGCUGGGCCUCUUUGUGCCACCAGUGUUUGUGGUGAGCUAUGCCAAGGACCUGAAAUAUGAAGACACAAAAGCAGCUUUUCUUUUAUCCAUUCUUGGAUUCAUCGAUAUCUUUGCCCGGCCCACCUGUGGAGUGAUUGCUGGUCUCAAGCAGGUCAGACCACGCUGCGUCUACCUCUUUAGCUUUGCUAUGUUUUUUAAUGGUUUUACAGAUCUCAUGGGAUCCAUGGCUGAUGACUAUGCUGGCUUGGUAGUCUUCUGUAUUUUCUUUGGCAUUUCCUAUGGAAUGGUAGGUGCCCUUCAGUUUGAAGUUCUCAUGGCUAUCGUCGGCACUCAGAAAUUUUCCAGCGCCAUUGGCUUGGUGCUUCUGGCUGAAGCAAUGGCUGUCCUAGUCGGCCCACCAUCAGCAGGCAAAAUCUUGGAUGCCACGAACAGGUACAUGUUUGUUUUUAUUACUGCUGGAGUUGAAGUUACGGUCUCAGCCCUCGUGCUGGCUUUAGGAAAUUUCUGCUGUAUUAAGAAAAAAUCAGAAGAGCCUCAAACAAAAGAGGAAGCAGCAGAAAGAGAGGAGCUGAACAAAAUGGAAGACAAACCCCCUGAAGAUGCCAAGGUGGACUCUAUCGAAGUGGAACACUUCCUGAAAGAUGAGCCUGAAAGAAAUGGGGAAGUUGUGACCAACCCAGAAACUUGCGUGUGAGUGUGACAAGAUGAGUGACAAAGCAUUUAGGAAAGAAGCAAAGAAUUUCAACACUAUUUAUUUUAGAAGUAGAACUAGCCUAGGGCUGGGCCAUUUGCUUAGCUGAACGGAAGCAAACCAGCUCAUAGCACAUUCUGUAGAAACAGGUUUGUUGGGAAGCCUUUUCUCAGAAAACUGUUUCUUUCAGUGAGAAGUGAAGCUUUGUGGUUAUAACUUUUAACAAAACUUAAACAGUCAUUGUAAACACAUGUAGAGGUCCUGCUAUGCAUCACCAGAAAUUUCUCACUUGAAAGAAAAAAAUAUUGUCAUUGAAGAGGAAUGAUGUGUAUGUUUUCUGUCAAUACGGGUGAAAGCGUGUGUUUGUUUGCUACGUGGUGUUCACCUAAAUGCAACUUCCCUUUCUUUGUUCUUUGUCAAAUGUGGAGAGCUUGAGAUGGGGGAAAAAUCUCAGGAACUUAAGGUCUUGGAAACCUCUUACUUUUUUCAGAUAUUUUUAGAUUAAUUGACUCAGCCCUAACUUAAUUUUGAUAAUAUGAAUAACUGUUACUUGCGUUUAUGUAAAUGUAUUUAUGUGAGUUUUGUCUCAACUCGUCAUUUUUGUAACUGUAAUUUUUAUUGGAAAUACUGUACACUGAGGGGCAUCCAGAGAGACACUGCCCUCAGUGGGACACAGCUACUACUCCCAAAUAGCAACAAAUGAAAAUGAAAAGAAAAGCAGUAUUAAUCAUAACAGACGAGAAGAGAACAAGUUUAGUUUGAUGUCGGUUUUCCGAAGCCUUGCCAGAGACGUUCUGCCAUCGCGGCGUACAGAUAGAUUUUUAAAAGGAACCUAGAGAAUAUAGGUUUGGAUACUGAGGUCACUAAGACUUUUCUAACUGAAAACUGCCAGCAUGUUUAAAUGUAAGAACUAAAAAUGUGUUCUAGGUUAAAUAUAACAGAGAUAUGGGUCUUGGCUAACUUAGGAAGAAGAAAUGGGUGACUUUUAAGCAAGAUAUGUUUUAACACUUUUCCUUGAGCCAGCUAUUCCUCCUUGUUGGAAAGAAUGGCCCCAUAUUUGCCUCAUCUAGAUAGGCUCUUGGAGGCACAUUAGGGUCAGUGAAGGAAAGAUAAUAGUAUUAUUGAUCCCGAGGCCCACUGUGCUCGACAGUGCCCAAACACAGCAGUCAACAACAAUUCCUACUGAACCAAAAGAAAAGUAAAGGCAGAGAAAGGGGCCUCUGUAGUCCACGGUUCAUACACUGAACCCCCGUCCGGUCACCUAAUUGUGCUCCAGAACCUCCGUCUGCUUUCUGGGCAAGUUCCAGGAGUCCUAACUGGUCCCUGUGCAGCUGCCUAACCCCUAAACCUCCACCCCACCCCGUACGUCCGUGUAAAGCGCAACUAAUGUGGUUUCCGUUUCCUGAAUCUACACCCAGCACUGAAACAGUCUCUGAGGAAUGCGCUAUUCUAUUAAUUCUUAAAUCAUUUUAAGAUGAUGAAACCUAAUGAUAACUGCCUAAGUGGCAGCAUUAUUCACUACUUAACUGCUCAUCGUUAUAGCAAAAGCAUCCACGUUCCAAAUGCAUCUGUCCCAAACAGCUUUCUGGCCUGCUUACAUCUGCCCUCCUAACCAUGCCCUACGAAGCUGUCGAAACCUCCACCUCUUGCCUGCUGUCCUCCACAACAGUUAUUGUAGAACACAGGCGUGCAGAAACUGAAAACAUGAAGAAUACCGCACCAACCAUAUGAUUUUCAUACUCCAUUCAGUUUUUAAAAAGCAAUUACUUGAGCAGCAGUUGUUCACUGGCACAUCAGUCUUGUUACAAAAUUCAUAUCCAGUUUUUUCCAUAGAGUGCAUAGGUUCAUGCAGGGAAGUAACGUGAGAAUUAGUGGCUGACAACAUGAAAGCAAAGGAAGGAAAGGGGAUCCACUGAUUAUCCUAGUGGCAAGCCUAGAGGCCAUCAAACUGUCUGGUGGGAGCCAAACAUGGCUCACUAGUUGGUGUUCCCAUUUCUAUUAAACCAAAGCAAUACCAACAAGAUCUCUGGAUGAUAAUUUGCCCUCUUAAGCAGGGGCAGGCAAUUAUUUUGUCUGGAGGGUCACUUAACGAGUUUUGGCGAGAUGUCGCGGGCCACAUGGUAGACCUGCCCCCGUGGGCACCAUCUUGGGACUGGAAGUCCUGCCCUCUAAUCCCUGACCUUUGCCACCAGAAGUCCCUCCCCUUGCCCCCAGGAGUACUCCUUUCAGCAGGGGGACUGCUACCUUGGAACCAGGAAAACCCCAAAUUAUAUUCUAAAAAUCAAACCUCUAUUACAACAUACAAUAAUUUGAUUUAAAAAAAAUAUUUUGUCCUUAUUUACAUGCAUUUGUGUAGUGUGCAGAGAGGCAAUUAUAUAAUAGCUUAAAAGGA
Molecule: messenger RNA, 4734 nt
Organism: Alligator mississippiensis (American alligator)
Lineage: Eukaryota; Metazoa; Chordata; Crocodylia; Alligatoridae
Gene: SLC16A3
Product: solute carrier family 16 member 3
Exons: 5
Coding region: 924-2345 (473 amino acids)
Biological process (GO): transmembrane transport; monocarboxylic acid transport
Cellular component (GO): membrane
Molecular function (GO): monocarboxylic acid transmembrane transporter activity
Source: RefSeq, a predicted model, not a curated record